Molecule: messenger RNA, 1518 nt
Organism: Annulohypoxylon truncatum
Lineage: Eukaryota; Fungi; Ascomycota; Sordariomycetes; Xylariales; Hypoxylaceae
Exons: 2
Coding region: 68-1231 (387 amino acids)
Source: RefSeq, a predicted model, not a curated record
CUUCCAGCUAGAUUUCUGCGAUUCUAUUGCCAUAGCCCCCGCCAGUUUCACCUUUUCCUAAUACACCAUGCAUCCUGCGGAAGAAACACAGAAGCUUGUUAAAGCGGCCCGAUUAGAGGAGAAACUCCAGCGACCUGAGAACCAACUAAAUGCCUUGAGGCUCCUUCAGGCACUUACAGUCAAGGAGAUAUAUGGUGCUAAGAAACAACUGGAAUUGAUCGAAGUCGGUUUUACUAAGCUCCAAGAAACCAGCAUUACAGAAGGCAACCGCAACGAAAUCAUUGAAAAACAUCUGGAAGAACUCCGAAAGGAUAAAGAGAGCUUUCAGUUGCUCAUAUCCGAGGCGGAAGCAACCACUCAGAGCACCAAAGACGGUCUCGAGGGCCUCAGAGCUAAAGUCAGCGACGAGUAUUUCAAGCUGACCGCGGACAAUGCCAGGUUUAGUAAAGACAUCAAGACCCUCAAUAAGCAGAUUGAUUACCACGAGAACCAACUAUCUACUAUCGAGGAAGCUGUCGAAGAUUUUCACUCGACGCUACCGAAUCCUCAGGACAUCACUAAAAUAAACGAAACGUUGACUCGCUUGGAACCUAUGGUGAAGUCCUUAUACGAGAAGCUCGAUACUGUAUCCAGGAUCACCGUCGACCAAAAGGAAGCAUUCACGGAGACCAUCAACGACCACGCGCGGCUCCGCGAGUUUCUUGAAGCUUUUAUUCCUAGACAAGAAGAGUUUUUCCGAUUUCUGGAAAAGAUACCUGAGAUGAUUUCCUCUAUAUCGUCGGGUGACUUGCCCCUUAAUGGGAUGACGAGCGAGGAAAACCCUAGUCAAUUCGCAAAUUUCGGUUCCUCUGGACCACAACCACCGCAAAAAGCAGUUCUCAUGCUUGAGCAAUACAACCACUUCAGCAACUCGUAUCGAAUCAAGCGGCCCAAGAGCGAGGCUAGAUUCAUCAGACAGUAUCUCAAAAAGAUAGACCACAGAGCCGCGUGGCUGAUCCAGAUGAAGCUUCAGCAGGAAUACCCCGAUCUGGUGGAGCCACUCCAACGCCCAGAAUUAAGCAACAAGACGGACGUGGUGAUAUUUCUCGAUGUCAACAAGUUAUCCUGGAAUCAUGUUAAGAUCAUAAUGCGUCGGAUCAACGGUAAGGAGUUGUUUGGCCUGUUGGAGAUGGAUGAACAGAGGGAAGGCAUGCCCUUGCCUUAUAGUAGACCAAGGAUAGAGACGCUGUGACGGAGUUUCACACUUAUCCCCCUGAUUGCAACGAAAAGCCUCUGGCAACUACACGAAAUGUCUAGCUGUGGAGAAUUGUUGAUGCCAUUCAUAUAUCCCCCACUAUUGCUGAAGAUCUUAGCCAGCCUUCCAAUAUACAUAGACUGGAUUUUUCUGCUACACUUAUGAACAUUUGUACGAGCAUUUCUCUUGUAGCAAAUACCCAGCUUUCCCUUCCAUUUUGCACUCAAUUUGUUCGCUUCUUCCCUUCAAUUCAUUGAACUCCGAAUGCAUGUAAUUCAUUUCAA